This is a messenger RNA of Epithele typhae, 2907 nucleotides long. RefSeq lists its product as uncharacterized. The transcript has 4 exons. The record is from RefSeq and is a predicted model, not a curated record. Lineage: Eukaryota; Fungi; Basidiomycota; Agaricomycetes; Polyporales; Epitheliaceae. Bases 1 to 2907 code for a protein of 968 amino acids.
AUGUUCGGAGACUACAACGAGUAUGACUGGGAAGACUACGACGAACACCAGCCGGGUGAAGAUCCUUUCGGUGCCGGCGACGAGAACAUCGAGCCAGAACUAUCGGACGACGCAGACGACGACACAGACGACGAAGAUGCCGCCAACUUCGAUGCUGAAGGGUUAUGGGAGCGUAUGCCAUCCUCAGCAGCAAGCGAUUCGUCCUCUAGCACUGACGGCAACGGUGAAGCGGGCGACAAAACUCCUGACUCAGAGGAUCUUGAUGCCCAUAUACGUCGUCGCGAAGAGCGCUGGAAGAAGCAACGUGUGCAAGACGCUCUGCGCGCAACCACCCACGUCGUGCACUUUCCGGACGCGCUUGCCGGGUCACCUGUCCAUCUUCAACCAGAACAGACGACCUACCAGGAGACCCGCAGCGCCGUUCAAGCUGGCGAGAACUUGAACAAUCUGUACGCGCCUUUUCUUUCUUUUAUCGACUGCGCGGUGGCCAUGUGGGCGAAAAUGCGUGGACCGGGCUCUACAGCGGUCACGGAUCUGCUUGAGAUUGAAGGGCUGGCUUCUCGUCUCGGGCUCUCCUUCAAGAACUCGCGGGAGCUGAACAAGAUCAUUGACACGAAGCUUUCAUCGCCACGUCCUCGUUUCAAGCGCCAAGAGAUACUCAUUGCUGGUGAAGUUUUUGAGGUCUUCUUCCGCGACGUUAUCGAGUGUAUUCGGGCGCUCUAUGGCGACCCGGAGUUCACUGGACUGCUAGUAUUCAAGCCGGAGAAGCACUACGCCGACCCAGACCAUAACAUCCGAGUAUACUUCGACAUGCACACUGGGAAGUGGUGGUGGGAGACCCAGAAGGCUCUCGAUCGAAUCAAACCGGGGGGCACAAUCAUUCCGAUCAUCAUCUCGUCCGACAAGACGCAGCUUACCGUCUUCGGCAACAAAACCGCCUAUCCUGUGUAUCUCACCAUCGGCAACCUCCCCAAGGAUAUCCGCCGCAAGCCUUCACGCCGUGGACAGAUUCUGCUCGCAUAUCUCCCCACAACCAAACUCGAGCAUGUGUCUGUCAAGGCCGCCCGCAGUCGCAUCCAAGCGAACCUCUAUCAUGCAUGCCUCGGACAGAUAUUGAAACCGCUUCGAAAGGCUGGUAUACACGGGAUCAAUAUGGCGAGCGGCGACGGCAUCCUCCGACGAAACCAUCCCAUACUCGCCAUCCACGUCGGGGAUUACCCAGAGCAGCUACUCACAACGUGCUGCAAGUCAGGGGAGUGCCCUCAAUGUGACAUCGACCGCGACGAGGUCGGAGCCACAACAGAUCCCGACCGGCCCCGUCGCGACAUCGAUUUGGUUAUGGACGCGCUUUCCGUCGCCACGUCUGGAACGUCGAGGGAGUUCGUCAAUGCCUGUGCUGAUGCGCGGAUCAAGCCGGUCGCUUUUCCCUACUGGCAGCACCUCCCUUUCGUCAACAUCUUUCGUUCUGUUACGCCGGACAUCCUGCACCAGCUACAUCAAGGGGUCGUCAAGCAUGUCAUCUCGUGGCUCAAGGCCGCCUACGGUGCUGAAGAGAUCGACGCUCGGUGCCGUCGAAUGCCUCCAAAUCAUCAAAUCCGCGUCUUCAUGAACGGCAUCACACGUCUACAACGCGUGACGGGGAAGGAACACGCCGCAAUCUGUCGCUUCCUCCUGGGACUUAUCGUCGAUCUUCCGCUCAGGGAUGGGUUCUCUCCGGUUCGACUUGUACGCGCCGUCCGAUCUAUCCUCGACUUCCUCUACUUGGCUCAGUAUCCGUCGCACACGUCAGACAGUCUUGAUCUUCUCAAGGCUGCACUGCGUAGCUUCCACGACGACAAGGACAUUUUCAUCGCUCUCGGUAUCCGGAUCCACUUCAAGAUACCGAAGCUCCACUCCCUCGAUCAUUAUCCCUCCUCCAUCACUCUCUUCGGCACAACGGACAACUACGAUACACAGUACACAGAAAGACUGCAUAUUGAACUCACCAAGGACGCUUUCCGGGCCACGAAUCGCAAGGACGUCUUUUCGCAGAUGACGCUCUGGCUUGAGCGCCGCGAGAAGAUGCAGCGACAUGCCGCCUUUGUUGCGUGGCGUCUCGACGUCGAAGCCCCAGGUUCUGACGACUCCUCAUUAAGGUCAUCAUCGCCUCUACCCCGACCUACUCCUGUAACACAGAGCUCAGCCCGCAUUCAUCUUCCGAAGUGGCCGAGCGUACGCCGGGUGUCACUUCGAACAUGUCACGACGUCUACGGCACCCCUUUUCUCCGCGACGCUCUUGCAAGGUUUAUUGUAUCAUUCCGCGAUUCGACACUCACCUCCGCGCAAAUCGAGCGGCACGCCGUGGGGCUGUUCCUCCCUUUCAACGCAGUACCGGCGUUCCACAAGAUCAAGUUUCACUUGCCAAGUACACAACAGAUGGGUAUUAUGGAUGAGAUGCAGGACGUCGCGCACGCACGUCCUCAGCGCACCGAUAGGCGAGGGAGGGUCGUACCGGCUAGGUUCGAUACUGUGCUGGUGAAGGAGGAUGAUAGUGAUAACAAGCAGGGCAUUCACAAGUACCGCAUCGGCCGUGUUCGCCUGGUUUUCACUAUCCCGAAGGCCGCUCAUGCAUUCCUCUUUCCUCGACUUGUGCCUCCACAGCACCUCGCCUAUGUAGAGUGGUUCACGGCUUUCACAGAGCCAGACCCAGUGCAUGGUAUGUACAAGGUCUCGCGCUGUCGAAACGUCAAUGGCGAUCGUCUCGCAAGCGUUAUUCCCGUCACAGAUAUCUAUCGCAGCUGUCAUCUACUUCCUGUAUUCGGUGCAGUCGCACGUCGCGCUUGGACGAGUAGCACCGUUCUGGAUACCUGCGAGUUGUUCUACUUCAACCCCUUCAGUGAUCUUCUCAUGUACAUGACAUGUAUCUAG